CCUGCCCGUGGGCCCUCUCAGCCUUCCCAGGAGGCACCGGGGUCAGUGCUGGGUCUUGUCACAUCAGUCCAGCUUGGGCUGCAAGACAGAAUCCCGUGACUAGCCAUGGGCUCCAUGUGGGCAACCUGCUAGUCAGUGCCAAUAAUGCUCUGAUAGGCAGGAAGUCCCCAAGAAAUCCUGCCAGAAACUCUGGGGCCCCACUCAGUUUCCCCUUCUGACCUUCUCCACCAACCCCACAAACAGAACCUUCAUCAAAGCACUCGAAACAAUGAAGCACCAGCUGCUGGACUGCCCCAUCCCAUUUUGGACAGAAAUAGACUAUUCAGCAAGGCCAUUUCUCCCCUGAAUAAAAUGGAGGUGAUGAAGGUGUCAGAUGGCAGCCUCCUGGGGGACCCUGGGCGCACCCCACUCAGCAAGAAGGAGGGCGUCAAGUGGCAGAGGCCACGGCUCACCCGCCAAGCCCUGAUGCGGUGCUGCCUGGUCAAGUGGAUCCUGUCUAGUGCUGCCCCCCAGGGAUCAGACAGCAGCGACAGUGAGCUGGAGCUGUCCACAGUACGUCACCAACCGGAGGGGCUGGACCAACUGCAGGCACAGACCAAAUUCACCAAAAAGGAGCUGCAGUCCCUCUACAGGGGCUUCAAGAACGAGUGUCCCACAGGCCUGGUGGAUGAAGACACCUUCAAACUCAUUUACUCACAGUUCUUCCCUCAGGGAGAUGCCACCACCUACGCCCACUUCCUCUUCAAUGCCUUCGACGCUGAUGGGAAUGGGGCCAUCCACUUUGAGGACUUUGUGGUUGGCCUCUCUAUCCUCCUGCGGGGAACAGUCCACGAGAAGCUUAAGUGGGCCUUUAACCUCUACGACAUUAACAAGGAUGGUUACAUCACCAAAGAGGAGAUGCUGGCCAUCAUGAAGUCUAUCUACGACAUGAUGGGCCGCCACACCUACCCCAUCCUGCGGGAGGACGCACCUCUGGAGCAUGUGGAGAGGUUCUUCCAGAAAAUGGACCGAAAUCAGGACGGGGUGGUGACCAUUGACGAGUUCCUGGAGACCUGUCAGAAGGAUGAGAACAUCAUGAGCUCCAUGCAGCUGUUCGAGAAUGUCAUCUAGGACAUGUGGGGCAUCUCUAAGUGGCAUUGCGGCCUCUGCCCCCAAAGAAACCUCAGUCCUGCCGGGAGUAGCCUCCAUGAGAGACUUUUUUCUAAUAUAUUUGCAAAAAGUGAACAGUUUGCUCCAGACACGCGUGUGCACAUGUACGCGUGUAUACACACACACACGCACACACACACACACACACACCAUUCCUCUGGGCUGGCAGAGGAGGAGCAGAGGUCCGGGAGGGACUGAGUGUGGCUGGGAGCUGAGUCCGGGGGAGAAGAACCACGUACCCUCAGCCAGUCGCCCUCCCAGGCCAGCAGGGCAAGGCUGCCUCUAGGGUGGGGAGCUGAGAGUGGGGUGUCUGCAGGCCCAUGGCUGGGGUGUUAGCAACAAAGUGUCAAGCUCCCCCUUCAAGGAGAGUCCAGUCUCCAAAGCAAAGGCUCCGCUUGAGAGCCCACCUGCCCCUCCCUUCUGCCACCCCUUUCCCAUCACAUCUGAACCAGGUUCUAGGGGCCUCUCUGGCCACCUUGCUCCUCCCCACUCCGUCACUCCCUACCCGCCGACUACACUCCCAGAAUGAUGCUGGAGGGGCAGCUGGGGGUCAAGGGAGUUUGGACUAGGAAAGAGGUGCUGCUUCCUGGAAUUGUUUUCCUGGGGCCCAGGACGCCUGCCAUGCCAGUGGUUUGGGGCCUCUGGGCUCCAUUCCCCUCCAGCCCAGGAAAGGGGCCUCUCAAGUUUAGGGAUUGGGUUUCUUGGGGGGAGGGAUGCUAUCUAUGUACCCACUCCACUGGAUGGGAGAAGCUGUGGCUUGCCCCAGUCUCUGGUUCAGCGGGGAUGCAGUGGGUGGGGGUAUACCCCUCAAGCGUUAGACUGCUCCUCCCCCCAACCAAGGCCAUCCUAAGGAAAGGUCAAGGCUGGUUCAGGGACUGGCUGCCAUGGAGGACAGGUGGUGUAGACCUGGGAAGGGACUUUCCCAUCCCUCUUUCCCUCUGCCCUUGCUUCCCUUGGCCCAGCAGUUUCACUGAGCCUCCCUUUCCAAAACAGUGUGGGCCCCCCGACAUGGGCUCACCCCAACUCCAGACUAAAAGCACAAGGUCAGAAUGCAACUCAUGAGGGGAGCCAAGGAACACUGCUGUUUUGAGACAAGACCAUCUUGGUAGCUUGAGGCCUGGGUCUCAGGAGCCCCUGUAUGGUCAGCCCCUAGAAAGAAUUGGGGGGGGGGUCAGUUCUGUGCCUCAGAGCAUUCGGGGCUUGAAGCCCAGCCCCAGUCCAGCCCAGCUCACCAACAUUCAAAAGCACAAACCCCGGGGCUUGGAUGGGUUCUGCUCUGGGGAUAGAGGCCCAUGUCAGCCUGCAGCCAGGAGCCAACAGUGAGGGCUGAGGGGCCCAGGGUCAACAUAGGCCUCUGGGAGAGUCAGAAAUGCUGCUCCCUCUGCCCAGGCCUCCCCAAGAGGGAACUCAGUCCCAGGCAGCACAGGCCCUUCUGAGGAACAUUCUCACAUGAUACAUUCCAUCGGCUGCCACCUGUCUCUGCCCAGGCCCAGCCCAGGGUGAGCAGGGCCCUCGUGGAAAGGCAGGAUUGUGGAGGCCGUGGAGAUUGGCCUGACUAAGUCAUGGGCACAUUUUGCACUCACACAGGUGGUCCUCCCCAUUGGAGUUGCACUGACACCCCAUCUCCAGUCUGACUUGGGGUCCCUCUCCCCUCUUUCAGGAGGGCAUCAGCUUUCCCUGGCUCAGGGAUCUUCUCCCCCACUUCCCAGGCCAGCCCUCCCAGCUGGUGUAGCUCUGCUUCUAAGGGGCCAAGGGCCAAGGCCCUAAUAGGGAGAUUCACCACCAUGUCCCUGCCCGCCUUGUCCGCAGGCCAGAACGACUGUUCACCCAACCAGGAAGGCCCCAUCUCUCACCCUGGGACGGACUGGCCGCAUGUCUGCAUGGCAGAAGCGUCCCCCUUGGGGCUGGCCUGGGAGGGUAGUUCCUGUUCUCAGCACCUACUGGUAUUCAGUCCUAUAUAUUUUAAUAAAAUAAAGUUGACAAAGAAGAGGGAUUCUUGGUGCUUUGUCCCCACUGAAUUUUGGUCCAGGCCCUCCCACCCCUGCUACUGUAGUCAUGGCUCCUGCCCAGCACUGUCCUGGUAACUAGUAAGCAUUCCCCUCAUUGCAGCAUUUGCCAAUUUCCACGCUGGAUUUCAUGCUUCCAAUGCGAUGUCACCAAAGGGAGAGUGGGGAAUAGAUCCCACAAUUGGGCAGCCUUUCCAAGAAGCUCUAGUCCCGUAGGCUGUAUGCAGAGUUGGGGAGCAGGGUAACUCCUUGAGGUGCCAUUUGUAUUUCAUUUCCAGGUCAUAUUUCUUGCCAGUUCCAGGAAGACAUUUCUGUAUGUCCCCUCCGUUGAAAGGUGCAGGUCACAGGGAAGCAGCAGAAUUUAC
Talpa occidentalis (Iberian mole) is the source of this 3520-nucleotide messenger RNA. RefSeq names its product potassium voltage-gated channel interacting protein 3 (gene KCNIP3). Gene Ontology annotation, molecular function: RNA polymerase II cis-regulatory region sequence-specific DNA binding; potassium channel regulator activity; DNA-binding transcription repressor activity, RNA polymerase II-specific. Gene Ontology annotation, biological process: negative regulation of transcription by RNA polymerase II; regulation of potassium ion transmembrane transport. Lineage: Eukaryota; Metazoa; Chordata; Mammalia; Eulipotyphla; Talpidae. Gene Ontology annotation, cellular component: voltage-gated potassium channel complex; nucleus. Bases 352 to 1110 code for a protein of 252 amino acids. The transcript has 9 exons. The record is from RefSeq and is a predicted model, not a curated record.